Molecule: messenger RNA, 2744 nt
Organism: Leguminivora glycinivorella
Lineage: Eukaryota; Metazoa; Arthropoda; Insecta; Lepidoptera; Tortricidae
Product: hemicentin-1
Exons: 18
Coding region: 111-2684 (857 amino acids)
Molecular function (GO): protein binding
Source: RefSeq, a predicted model, not a curated record
UGACAUUAAAACGUGCUGAAACUGAUAUUCUUUUGUUUCAGGUGAUUGGCGUUUGGAUGGACAUGUAAUCAAGUGCAGUGUCAGUGUAGUGUAGUGAAUGCGUGAGUGCCAUGUGGGGUCGGCGGGCGCACGGCCAUAUCGUGGCCUGGCUCGCGCUGGUCUUAGGGACGAUGGCGUUCGACACCGAGGACUUUCUCAGCGAUCUUGAUAAACCAGUGCCAACAUCGGACGUGCAAGGCGUGCUAGGCAAGAAGGCGUCUCUUCCGUGUGACAUCGCGCCUCUUCAGCAAAACGAUGAGGUCGUCAUGGUGCUGUGGUUCAAGGAAAGUGGCGGGGAACCUUUAUACAGCUACGACAUCCGUGGUCGUACCGCCAACCAGCCUAAGCUCUGGUCAUCUCCGUCCGUCUUCGGCAACCGCGCUUACUUCAGAGCAAGCGCGACGCCAGCCGUCCUCAUGGUCGACAACGUCAUAGCGAUCGACGCUGGCCUAUACCGCUGUAGGGUGGACUUCAAGAACUCUCCUACGAGGAACUUGAAAGUCAACUUCACAGUUAUUAUUCCUCCAAAUCGGCCAACGAUAUACGACUCCAAAAGAAGAGACAGGACGAAACUGGUGGAACCGUACAAUGAAGGGUCGAAUGUGCAGCUGACUUGUGAAGUAGAAGGCGGCCGUCCAAGACCCUGGGUGACCUGGUACCUCGAGAACACAGUAAUCGACGACUCCUACGAGCAGCGAAGCGAUGGCGUGACCGUCAACACACUGACGUUCCCCAACGUCGGCCGUCAGCAUCUGAACGCUCGCUUGGUCUGCCAGGCUGCUAACACUAACUUAGCGCCACCGCAGACUAAAGUGCUGAUACUGGAUAUCAAUUUGAAACCGAUCACAGUGACGAUAUUAACGAAAGAGAAGCAAGUUUCGGCAGACAAGAGAUACGAGAUCGAGUGCAAGACGACAGGCUCAAGACCUGAAGCCUCAGUGUCCUGGUGGAAGAAUAAUAGGCAGCUGAAGCGGAUGGCGAAAAACUUCUCAGAAAACAACGAAACACUAAGCGUCCUCAGCCUAGUGCCGGCGGUGGAAGACGACGGGAAGUUCCUUAUGUGCCGGGCCGAAAACAAGCACAUUCCCGACUCGGCCAUCGAAGACAAAUGGAGGCUUAAUGUGCACUACGUUCCGAUAGUGGAUCUGAGGAUGGGCUCCAGCCUUAACCCGGACGAGAUAAAGGAGGGAGAUGACGUGUACUUCGAAUGUUCCGUGCGGGCCAACCCUAAAGUACAUCGGCUAGUCUGGUUCCAUGAUAACACGGAGAUCCUCCACAACGAAGCUGACGGAAUCAUACUGAGCGCCCAGAGCUUGGUUCUCCAAAGAGUGACAAGGGCAGCAGCUGGGGAUUACACCUGCAUGGCUGCCAACAGCGAGGGAAAAGGGACUAGCAACCCCGUGUCUCUGCUGGUCAGAUAUGCUCCAGUAUGCGCCCAACAACGCGAUGGAGAACUUUUCGGUGCCCUCAAGCAUGAAACUGUAUCUCUACACUGUUCCGUCGACGCAAACCCGGCUGUCACGUCGUUUCAUUGGACGUUUAACAAUUCUGGAGAGCAAACGGAUCUAGCGCCUAAAUUAUUCAACAGCAACGGGCACAAGUCGACCUUGAACUACACCCCCACCACAGACAUGGAAUACGGCACGCUCAUGUGCUACGGCAAGAACUCUGUGGGCCAGCAGAAGGUGCCGUGUUCUUUCCAGCUCGUGGCGGCUGGUCGUCCAUUCCACCUCCAAAACUGCACUGUGGCGAACCAGAGCAUCGACUCCUUAUACGUGGAAUGCGUUGAGAACUUCGAUGGUGGCCUCCCCCAGACUUUCCUUAUGGAGUUGCUGGAGCUGCCAUCUUUGAUCGUCCGCUACAACGUCUCAACAAACCGGACGCCCCCUUUCUUCGAGAUCAAAGGGCUCCCGCCCGGCGUCAGUUAUCGCAUCGACUUAUACGCCGUCAACGCGAAGGGACGCAGUGACGUGUCGACAAUUGAAACUGUCACCUUGAAAGGACAAGCCAAGUAUACUGGUGAAAGCAACACACUUGGCGUUUCACCAGUCUUAGCUUCGAUCGCAGCAAUGUCUGCUCUCCUGGCUACAGCUGUUUGUGGAGUGCUGGCUGUCUUGUACAGAAGACAUGCUAACAGACAUCGGGGGUUGCCGGCGAAACAUGCGCCUCUGAACGAGGCGAUGUACAUGGAGCGUGCAGCACACACCCCUACGCCCGUGAAAGAAGCAGAGUCCCGAGCCAGCAGCACGGAACCGCGGGGGGAGACGCGCGGGGUGCGCGGGGCGCUCUUACAUGCGCCUGAUCCGAGAGAGGAUGACGCUGAUCCUGAUAUUAUACCUUGUUUAUAUGAACGGAGGCCAGUCUCCAACGGCUACAUGAGCCUCCAGCGGCCUCCCUCGGCCUCCAAGUUGCCGAAGGUGGAGGAGAUCCGCGCGGACCCCGACGGGGCCUACUACGCGGACCUGAGGAAGAAGGAUUAUAGAAUACCUUUAACUAGUUCGUAUCAUAGUUUAGGACGAGUGAACAAAGGCGUGAACGCCUGCAGCCCGUCUUCGGCGACCGGCGUGACGUCAUCACUGACGGCGCACCGACUCCGGCCCGAGGUAGUCACGACAUCUCAUCGGGUGCAGGAGAGCUGUAUAUAAAUAAGUAGGUUAGGGUAGGGUAUGGCGCAGGAAUUGGUUGAGAGACGAAUCUUGAAAAUA